UAUUCCGGGAGUCAACAGGUGCGUAGGAGCGGGCCUCCUCUGUCUCUUUCUCUCUUUUUUUCUCUCUCUCUCUCUCUCUAUUCCUCUCUUUCUCUCCGUCGUUCUCUCUGCUCUCCUCGCGUUUCUUUUCCUUCCUUCCUUCCUGCGUGCCGCGGGCCGACUACGAUUCUCUCCGUCUCCGCAAACGGCGAACGACAACCGGCGCCGACACACCGAUCGAUCGUUCCGCGGGAUUUAUUCGUAAGAUCGCCGCGCGCCGCGUGUCACGCGGACCCGAGAGAACCGCGCCUCGAUCAUCCGUGUGCACUCGCCUUCAUUUUUUUUUCCUCUCGCGAUCUUCUCGUCACAGCUUCUCUCCGCUUCCGUGAUCUCUUCGGCUGGAGGACUGCGUGCAUCGGGAAAGGAGCAAGAGGACUGGAACAACAAAAUGGACAAAUUUAAGGUAACGCUUCUCCUAUGCCUGACCAUCUCAGCCGUCAUGGCGUCAGCCGCGUCGGAGGUGCCGAAGCCCAGCUACGCGCGAACCAUGCUGAAGGUGUCGAGGAGCUUACCAGGCGAGACGGAGGAAUUGCAAGUGCGGACCAGCGAAGGAAGUUUGGCGACUCUGAUCGUCAAACGAAGGGACAAGUCGAUACCCGAGGACAAGCUUGAAGAGACGCAGAGAGUCGAUCUCGAAGAGAAGAACAAGACUUCCAUCCCUCUGCAAGCUUUCAAGCUAGUGAAAAACGAAACAAAGAGCAAAGAAGAAGUGAGGAAACUGGAAGAAGCUCAGAUACAGCAGCUGAGAGCCAAAUUGUCGGACUCCGAUAACCAAAAAGGCGCGGCGAAAGCAGAGAACAGUCUGAGAGAAUUGAAAACAAGUGCGACAGAGAGGGAGCAACAAACGGUUAGCGAGAAGAACAUCGAUUAUGGCAACUGGACACCUUUGGGAACGGAUGGCAGAGCUGUACGCUUAGAGGAAUCCACCACAGAAGAGUACCAGAGCUGGAAACCUCUUCCCAGCGACAUGAAGAGCAAUUUGGAGGAAAGAACCAGCUACGCGAGGUUCGAUCCCGCGUUUCCGACCAGCGGGUUGCUCCUGCUGCGACAUUUCCAGGAUAGAUCACAGAGGAAUCUUCCUGUCCCUGAUCAGUCGGAGGAAAUGACUCGUUACACCUUCCUGCCUCAUCAAAUCCGCUCAACGAGGACCAAUAUAGGGGCCAAUCUGUCGAAGAACAGGGAUGCGAAGAAUGUGCCGCCGGAAGUGAUCGUUCGCUCGGAGAUCAACGUGAAGUCGGGGCCUAAGAGAACUCCCAUGACCAUCGACAGGGAUGGAACACCUGUUAUCCAUGGGAAGAGGGUCCCCGAUGAGCCUAUCGAUAAGAUUCAGACCUGGCGCAACGCUAGAGUGAUCAAUAAUAAAUUGAUACACGAAGGAGCCAACGCUGACAUGCUGGAUCCGUCUGUGAGCUACUAUCAGGAAACUGGGGAGAAGCAAGGCUUCGAGAGGUUCUUCAGGAACGUGAAUAAGAGGUACGGAAAAGACAUCGAAGAGGAAGGAAAGAACGUGUUCUUCGAAUGGGACCCGAAGAACUACAAGAACGAAGCCCUGAAGGCAGAGGUGUACGAGCCAAGAAACGAUAACUACCGCGCGAGCGGUCACAAAAGGAUGCUCCAUCCCGACGGAGUGGCAGUGUACCCUGUCUCCCAGUUGUACAGCACGCCGGAAAGCCAAAAAAUCGCCCCGGUGGCCUUGAAACCAGGUGCCAGAGCACCUGUCCUCCAAUACGCUCACCCAGAAUUGGGUGUGCAACCGGCGAAGAUCCUGAAGAACGAGAAGAAGCGUCCAGACAACUUUCCUGAGAACCAGUACUCGUUCACGGAGCAAAAGCAGAAGAAGAAGUACGUUUUGAAUGAUAAGAACAUCGUGGACACUUACACGACCAAGAACUACUACCCGAACCAACACUUUUACGGGCUGAAACGCCCGAACGACGCGCCAUUCUGGGUCAAGAUCUCCGAGAACCUGAAGAGCCAGUUCUCGAACGGCGUCGAGAAGGUGUCACAGUUCACGCGGCCAGUGAUCGAUCCCUUAGUAGAAGCUACACACAAGAUAUCGCAGAACCUAGGCCUAUCCAAGGGAAAGGAGGCUCAAGAAAAGAUUGGCACCGUUGCUUCCGGCAGCAGUAUCUUGAUUCCAGCAUUAGGACUAGUUGCAUCCGGAGCUGCUUUGGGCAUAGGAGCAGUGGCAGUUGGCAGAUACCUAGACGUCGACGUUUUAAAACGAUCGAACGGCGUGAUGGGUAGCGAGAUAGAGUACCAGAGAGCUCUGGAUGCUGAUCGUCCUUUCGGCGAGCAAGAUUCUGAGUCUUCUCAGAGGAACAAUGGAAAGUUCAUCGGAGGGCCGGUGUAUUUCCUUGAGAAUCUCCCGAGGAAUAUACAUUCCAGCGACGUUAGGAAUGAUAAUGAUAACUCGAGUAAAGAGAAUGGUGUCCUGGUGAUCCUCGAAGAGGAUCAGAAGACAGAGAACCAACAGAAGGAAAAGGAAACGGGAUCAGGGUCUGUGGUGAGCAGAAGCAAGAGGAGUUCGGACUACUUGGACAUUUUCCAGGCGGAUGGGGACUUCAGGAACCUAGUAAGGAGCAAGAGGUUCCAGAGGAAAGGCGCGGAUUCCAUCAGCGAGAUUGUGGAGAUCGAUCUACCGGCUAAAGAAGACAGCAUCGAUGUUACUGAACUUCUUAUUCCGAGGAAGAAGACGGCGGCUGAGAGCUAUGGCAAGGAAAAGGAGGAAGAUGCGUCGAUUUUGAUAGUCGAGGAUGGUUCCAGGCCUUUGAAACUGUUUGACGAUCGAUUAGGGGCUGAAGCUUCUAAAGGGAAUGAUUUGGAUAGUUCGGCUGGAGCUUUAGAUGAUACGGAAGGGAAGAAGAAUUCUGUGGAUGGCAGAAACGAGAGGCGAAGGAGGAGUGUGGAGGGUGAUCAGGAGCUUGAGGAUGCUCUUCAGAACUUGGAGAACGCGGAAGUGGCCGAGGUCGCGCAUAUCGAUGGGGAUUGGACGAAUACGCCGUGCGCGAAAAGAAUAUUCUGCGACGCCAUGGUACAAAGGGGCGCUGAUGCGGUUAUUAUGAUGGAGAAGAAAAUGGCGGCUUUGCUGGGCCUGAUCCAGCCGGGUGCCGCUGUCCAGGUGUCCAGUCAUUUUCAGGAAGUGAUGGACGCGGUGAGGAGACACGAUUGUUCCAGCUUUCUGUGCCCCCAAGCCAGGCCUGGCAACGUGUUCUUCUAAAUCCCACUGUUCCCACCGGGAUUCCCGCACGAAAAACGGCGCGAUCGUGGAAAGCCGGACGCUGAUAAUAAAUCUGCGUAGCUGCGGGCCCGGUGAAAGCGGACCACCGGAUCGCGUUAUGGGAUUCCGAACGAAUAUCUGAUCACCUUCGCAAGCGUGCGCAAUCGUCAUCUUGAGGACUGCAUUCGCUUUAUAGUCAACGACCGAAAGAUUAAGGCCACCUUAACUGAUAUCGAUUGAGAAUAUUUAGUAACCCGAGUAAUUAGAUAAUAGUAAAACGCGAGAACUGUGAUGCUAAAUUGUUAAUUGGUAAUUGUAAUGUGUCUUUGUAAUGUGUCAAGAGCCAGCAAAGGAAUUAAGCAUGAGUUAUGACAAAUUGAUAUGAGGAAAUGAACAGGUAUUGGUAGAUUCUCAAAGAUGGCACUAAUUUUUUUAUUAGGGACUGUUGAACUUUACGCUAUCCGUAAUUAUUCGAAUGGGGUUGACUCUUUAUUUGUCCUUGGCGUAAUGAAAUGUUGAAAUUUUGUGUAACGAUGGUUAGAUGUCUUUUUGCUGAUGUUAUUAACAUGGUGAUUAUUUUUCUGCAACUACUAUUGAUGGUUACUGUGUGCAGUUGUAAUUUAUUGAUGUAAUGUAUAUCAUUUGGAUAAUUAUGGAUGGUUGUGUGCGUCCGAAGGGAUCGAAAUUCGAGGAAUUCCCGAAAGUGACGAGAGUAAUUUAGCCUAAGUCGAAGAAGCUAAGGAAACAGCGGAAAAAGAAGAUGAGAGAAAAUGGACGAAUUUACGGCCACAUCUGCACUUCGAAAUUCUCAUUUGAAUAUUCAUUUAUUUUUUCUAUUUUUCUUGUGUUUACUUCUAGCUCAUUACUUUUUCGCUUUCGUUUUCAUAAUCCGAUUCGUAAGUUGUUCCAAUUUUCGAACAUUAAUUUCUAAUUUGUAUCUCUCGAUUCCUCGAGACGCGUAGAAUUAAGAGUGACGUUUCAGGCAUCAAUCGGACCAUAAAUUCCAUUUACUGUCAUUUUCAUUUUCAAGCAGAUUCUCGGAGAAGAGACUGCAAACCGGUCUCGAGCCAAAAGUGUACAUACCUGCCACUCUAUUUAAUGUCAUGCCUAAGCAAUUAAUCUUAAGAGAUUAGAGAAUAAGAUUUAGAAUCCAGAUUGGCGAUCAAUACGAAGAUCCUUCCGUUGGCAAGAGCUGGGUAACUUGAAUUUAACCUUAUCCAUUUUAGACGGUGGACCGAACGUUUCGAGAUCCAGGAGAUUAUGAUAAUUAUUACCGUUACAUCGUCAUUUUAGUUGAGGCAGGAUCAAUUUAGUUGAUCCCCUUGCCUUUCAAUUCUAAUGAGAUUCAUUAACCAAUAUCUUUAAUGAAUAUAAUGAUGUAACAAUUAAUACGUUUCCGAUUAUUCAUUUUGUUUUUACUUUCAAAGUAAUAAACAAAUUUUGUUAACAAAACGUAAUAAUAGAAUAAUUACAAUUUUCAUAUUUUUUCCUAAUUACAAGUUUUGUUUUUACUUUCAAAGUAGUUAACAAAUUUUCCGAAUUAAACUGAAUUUUUCUGGGACUCGAGGAACUUUGUAUGCGCGUGUUCGACGUACGACUCUAACCGUGAGAUUUGGGUCAAAUUUGAGUUUCCCUUGGGUCUUCACUUUCACUCGAUCGCCGGGUUCGACGCGAAUGUUCGAUCCCGUCGACUCUCGCGCCCGCUGAACAUAAUUGUAAGAUGGUUUUGGAUUCAUUUUUCGCGGGGUUUCGACUCGAACAUACGUCAAAACUGGACUGGGGAUUCUUAUGCAAAUUUACAUUUUCAUAAAUGUAAUUUAAAAAAAUUUAGAUUUUUAAGAGUAUACUUUAAAAAGUUCAAAUUUUUAAGCAUAUAAUUUGCAAAAUUCAGAUUUUCAGAAAUAUAAUUCAAGCAUACACUGAAAAAAAUUCAAAUUUUUAAGAACAGUAUGUAAAAAUUCACAUUUUUACGAAUAUAAUUAGAUAAAUGGAAUUCUUACUAAGAAUAGUUUCUCAUAACAAACGUUCCCGAAUGCUCUACACUAUGGAUAGUUUAUAUAUUUGUUCGUUUUCUAUGCAUUUCGUGCAAGUUUACGCUCUCAAGUAUCUCAACAGCCAUGAAGAUCCACAGUCUGGUCGCAACAGAUAGAUAUUUAUUUCGUUCCCAUUUUCGUCGCGGGGAGAGCUCGGAUUUCUCGAGAUGCAUCGAAUGUACGUGCAAACUAGUAAUAAAACGUGUGUUCUUUCGUUUUUACAGUAAUCGUGAGACUUUUAACUCUUGACCAAUCCCCCUGCUUCACGAAACGAAAAUGAAUACUUAAAGAUAGAAGUUAUUUAUUUUGUACUGCGUGUUAUGUAUGAUCCUAACGAAUGAAAUAUAUUAUUUUAUAUGACAUCCAUCAUCUGAUUUCGUCGAAAGUAAUCGAGUGCGAGUUUGUCGAGUAGAAGAAAAUUAUCAACGAAUCAUUUCAUUAUUUUUAUCUAUGACAAACACUGGACUAUUUUAACAUUUC
Molecule: messenger RNA, 5772 nt
Organism: Nomia melanderi (Alkali bee)
Lineage: Eukaryota; Metazoa; Arthropoda; Insecta; Hymenoptera; Halictidae
Source: RefSeq, a predicted model, not a curated record